This is a messenger RNA of Aspergillus tubingensis, 1116 nucleotides long. RefSeq names its product alcohol dehydrogenase. Gene Ontology annotation, molecular function: oxidoreductase activity, acting on NAD(P)H. The transcript has a single exon. The coding region runs from base 1 to 1116 and encodes 371 amino acids. NCBI's taxonomy places the organism in Eukaryota, Fungi, Ascomycota, Eurotiomycetes, Eurotiales, Aspergillaceae. The record is from RefSeq and is a predicted model, not a curated record.
AUGCCCACCCACCUAGCCGCCCUCCUCCCCUCCAAAUCCACCCCUCUCACCCUAACCACCCGCCCAACCCCCACCCCAGGCCCCAACGACCUCCUCAUAGCCGUCAAAUCCAUCGCCCUAAACCCAGCAGACACCAUCAUGCGCGACACAGGCCUCUUCAUCCCAUCAUAUCCCACCGUCAUUGGCUUCGACUUAUCAGGUCUAGUCCUCGACGUCGGCACCAACGUCCCCAAACAUUUCCAUCCAGGGAUCACCCGCAUCGCCGCCUACUCCGCCUCGGUUUGGAAGGGCUGCGAUCCGGACUAUGGCGCUUUUCAGGAGAAGUGCCUUGUUCCGUGGCAGCAUGUUGUGCCGCUUCCGGACGAGGGGGUGAUGAUCUCCUGGAAUGAGGCGGCUAUGUUGCCUGUUGCUGUGCAGGUGGCGCUCAACGCGUGGGAGAUGAUGGGGUUGCAGCUGGUGUGUGAUACGCAGACCAGUGAUGGGAUUAAGGGCCAGAUGGGGAAGAAGAGAGAGGUACUGUUCGUCUGGGGCGCAUCCUCUAGCGUUGGAUCGAUGGGUGUGCAAGUUGCCCGGGUACUUCGGGAUCAGCCUGGUUCUUCGAUUGCUGCUGUGUAUGCUACUGCUGGGGCGGCGAAUUAUGAGUAUGUGCGGUCGUUGGGUGCGGAUCGUGUGUUUGAUCAUAGGGAUCCGAAUGUUGUGGAUGAAAUUGUUAAGACGGCUAAAGAGGAUGGUUGUGUGAUUCGGUUUUGUUUUCUUGCGGUAGGGGACGUGCGGAUGUGUCAGGCUGUGGUUAGGUCUUUUGUGGGGGCUGCUGAUGGGGAUGGGGAUGUGAAGGCGAAGAUUGCAUCCGCGCCGGUUGUUCCUUCUGAAGUGGACGUGGUGGAUGGGGUGGAAGUCAUCUUUGUGGUGCCGGCGAUGGAUGAUGAGGAGAAGAGGUUGGAUCAGUUUCGGUAUUGGAUGGGGACGUGGGCGAGAGAUAAUCUGGCUAAUGAGUAUAUCAGGCCGAGUCCGGAGCUAAGGGUUGUUGGGAGGGGGUUGCAGGCUGUUAAUGAUGGGUUGGAUGAGUUGAGUCGAGGGGUGAGUUGUACUAAGUUGGUUGUUGAGGUCGCGGAGUGA